AUGGCACGAUUCUCCGUCUCCCUCCUCUUCUUCGCACUCUCAAUCAUACCUGCCAUAAACGCCCUCUCCACGGCCCCUCCCUUCUGGCUUCGCAUCGUCGGUCAAUCUCAAGACCCCAAUGGCACUCCCCUCUACCUCACCUCGACGGGCUCCACAACUAGGGACAAGAAUGCCGCUGCCGUCUGCUGGAACUCUCCCUACGGCGAGCUCUUCUGCGGAGAUUUCAGCCAUGCUAUAGGGGUUCCCAGCAACACCGAUGCCACUGUCCUGAAGGGCUGUGUGGCAGAAAGAUGUUUGACUAAGCAGAUUAAUAUUGACUCGAAUACCUUGGCACUGGAUUGGAGCCAGGCGAACUUCUGGUAUAGUGCGAGUACCGGGAGUGCUUGGGCUACUUUGAGGGGGGCAAAGGCGCCCACCGAGGAUGCGGUCCCGGCGACGAUGUUGGCCACCUUUGGUUAG
Messenger RNA from Venustampulla echinocandica, 459 nucleotides. RefSeq lists its product as uncharacterized. The coding region runs from base 1 to 459 and encodes 152 amino acids. Lineage: Eukaryota; Fungi; Ascomycota; Leotiomycetes; Helotiales; Pleuroascaceae. The record is from RefSeq and is a predicted model, not a curated record. The transcript has 2 exons.